GCACGUUAAGCCGUUGGUCCCGGUAGCAUCGUUUGUCGUUAGCACCCACCAAUCCACACAAGGCCCGCGUGGUGGGUCACGGCCCAUAAUCUCCCUAUUCCAUCCAUAAGGACUUCCUGUGCCGCAGCAAUGGGUAUAUUAAAAGGGUGAUGAUAAUGAUGUAAGUAUGUUAAGUUUUACAGUAAUCAGUGUAAUCGUAUACUGGACUGCGAUUAAAAAAGUUUAAGAUCUUAAAAGCUACAAUGAUCAACUGAUAUGUCAAUUUAUUAAAUAACUAGCUGACCCGGCAAACUUCGUACCGCUUACAAUAAGAGAAUGCCUUAACUUUUAGCUUCAUUUAGUUCAGGAUUAUAAAUCAAAUUCAAAUAAAAAAAAAAGAAAGAUCAUCUAUGGCGGAAUUGUUCCCCUUAAAAAGUCCGCGACAGCAUAAAUGUCCAGCUUUUAUGUUUGGCUCAUCUAUAUCCUUUUGCCUCAAAUUAACGCGGGUGAAGCCGCAGUGGACUUUUAGUUGCGACAUAACUGUAAUAGUUAGACAUAUGGUAUCGCGAACUUUUUUAUAUAUUGAUGUCUGCUAUAAAACUUUAGUACAUCACUUUGCUCUACUGUCAAUGAAUUCCGUAGUGUAAGCGAUAUAAGAUAGUUUUUUGUUUUUUUUUACACCCUGGGUUACGUUAUCGAAGUUUUCAUACGUAACCCUAACUUUUAUUGAAAAUACUCUAUCUAUGUUCAUCAGGGAUAAUGUAGGAUUCUAAACGUGAAAGAAUUUUUCAAAUCGGUUCAGUAGUUUCGGAGCCCGUUCAAUACAAACAAACAAACAAUCAAAUCAUUCCUCUUUAUAAAAGAUUCACUUAUAAAAAGUAUAGAUUCUGUUAUUCGGGGUAGAGAGAAAUUGAAGAAAUCAGUGCUUAUUAAAAAUCGCUUUAGCCGUUCUUCAAUUAAAAGUGUUCUUACUAACACGGCUUAGUUUUACAUAUGUAGGAAGGCCAAAGGGGAAGAUCUUCCUCCGAGCUGGAUGAUGGUAGCUCGGGGGCCGCGACCCGACUGAUAUUGGUCGGGCAUCAUAUAUAUGAACUGUUGUCUACCGAAUUUUACUUGCGCGAUGUAGGCUUCCUUACGUUGUGAACGCAGCGCCGGUAGUGCCAUCUCUUGAGGAGGCGUAAGAUUGUUUCCUCCAUGUUAGUUAUAUGCGGGGCGUGUAGAUGUCGCCACCACACAUAUAUAGAAAUCUAUAAAAUACGAGGAAUUUACAAUCAAAAUAUUAAACAAAGUAAGCUGAAUAUAAAACCGUUAAACGCUAUAAGUAUUUACAUUUUCCUGUUGAUAUUACAAUUCAGUAAUCACUGUUUUCCUAUAAAUAAUACUCGGUUAGGAUUAUUUAUUUCCAAAAAGGGGCGAUCCCGUCUGUCAGAAGAGUUCAUAUAAAUAUAUAUAUUUCAUUACGAUAGUAGUAUACAGACUACUCAUUUUCAAUCUAAUAGGAAGAGGAGGAAAGAUGGACUUGGGGCUUCUCAACAACCGACAACGAAAACAAAACACACGUUAGGCUGUCUGAACCUCACAACGUCACUGAGAAUUCUGUCUCAGAAGAAGUGAAUCCAUGCGAACUCCAGCCUCCAAAAAUGCCCGACUUCCGAGCGCCGGGUCGUAGGAUAAGUCACGUGAAAUGUUUGGAGUAUAUUUGGGACAUCAAAGAACGCGAGGAUAAAAAUAUAAGCCAUCAUCAAUGUAUUAUAUAUAAUAGUAUAAAGCAUGGGACCAUCAUACCGAAGGUGUCUGCUGCUAUUGGUGGCCGACUGACACUGCCCGGGGAGUUUCCACACAUGGGUGCCAUCGGCUGGAAAUCGUCUUUGGGGCAAUGGGUGUUCAAGUGCGGUGGUUCUCUCAUCAGCAGCAAGUUUGUGUUGACCGCGGCGCACUGCUCCAAGGCGUCUGACAGGGACACUACCAUCGCCGAUGUCGAUCCAAAGAUCGUGAGGUUGGCCGACAAGAAUAUACUGGAAAGAGACGCAUUCGGAAUCAACCAUGCAUAUUUGGACACAACAAUUUUGAGAGUUAUUAGUCAUCCCGACUACAAACCACCGAAAAAGUAUAAUGAUAUAGCCAUAAUAGAAUUAAGGGACGAAGUUAAAUUUAGUAAUUACGUGCAUCCGGCAUGCCUUUACACUGGUUCUGAUACGGAAUUAGUUGGGAAAAAAGCUACGAUGACUGGAUGGGGAGUUGUGGAAACAGUUAAUCACACACUAUCUCCUGAACUUCAAGUGGUGGUACUGGACGUGCUAAAUUCCCAACUGUGCGAUGAUUUGUUGAGGCCGUCGUGCAACAGGCUCUGGUGUGGGAUGCAGGAACAUCAGAUCUGUGCAGGAGUCUUAGCGGGAGGCGUUGAUGCUUGCCAGGGUGACUCCGGUGGUCCGUUACAAAUUGAGAUGGUUCUUCCACAGAGAGGAGACUCUUGCAAUGUUGAUCACUCCUGUAGGCGGAUGCAUCAAGUGAUCGGAGUGACGUCAUUCGGUGUCGGCUGCGCCCUAGCCAACCUGCCCGGCAUCUACACCAGGGUCUCCACUUACCUCGACUGGAUCGAAGGCAUCGUCUGGAAAUAAAUAAAUACAAGACUGUA
Messenger RNA from Chilo suppressalis (striped riceborer), 2614 nucleotides. The record is from the annotation of a GenBank genome assembly. Lineage: Eukaryota; Metazoa; Arthropoda; Insecta; Lepidoptera; Crambidae.